AUCCUCUCUUUCCCCCCAAAUCCCGUCUCCCUCCUUCCCGAAACCCUCGACGGCGAAGAAGCGAGUUGGCCCCGGCGGGAGCUGGCUGGAGAAGGCAUCGGCGGGAGCUCGCUGGAGUAGGAAUCGGCGGGAGUACCGGCGUGUGAGAUAAAAACGGUGUUCGUGAGACUUUGGGAUUUAAGUUGAAUCCGGGCAAUGCCAGGAUUUACUUGCAAAGCGGUGGAGCAACAGGAAAAGUUGUCAUUUUGAUUUUUUUGCAAGAUUUAGGCUAUAUUCUGUUCAAAUCCGGCUACAACGCAGUCUUUUGGCGCUCAUGGAUCCCCAAUUCUGUUUCGAGGGUGGAAGCUCGGACGAGGAACAGGAUAGAGAAGAAAAAAUUUGCCAAUCUCCUUGGGAGUUUGGAUCUUAUUCCGAGUCUGUUUAUGAUGAGCACGAGCGGCGGAGGACCACCUCGGUUGAUGCCAAGAUCUCAAAAGCUCUCCAAAUUCGCCCUGUAUCGCUUCCUAACAACGACGAAGAAGAAGACGAAGACCGAAGAGGCAACGAUAAUAAUGACAGCGAAGAGGAUGAGGAGGGCGACGAAGAUGAAGAACAGAAAGGAGAGGAAGAGCGGGAAGGGGUGGAAGAACGGGAAGGGGUGGAAGAACAGGAAGGAGAAAGUGACCACGAAGAAGAAGAAGAUGAUGACGUGGAGGAUGAAUCCCCUAAGCAGGAAGGUCUUGCAUCUGAAAACAAAUACGGUGAAAACUCUGUCGUUGCCUCCACUGAUUUUUUUGCAUCAGCUGAAGGAGCCUCGUUUCAUGCAAAUUCUUUUCUUGAGCUUAAUUUGUCACGCCCUCUACUUAAGGCAUGUGAAGCCUUGGGGUACCAUAAACCAACUCCAAUUCAGGCUGCAUGCAUCCCCUUAGCUUUAACUGGUCGUGACAUAUGUGGUAGUGCUUUAACUGGUUCUGGAAAGACAGCUGCCUUUGCCUUGCCUGUGUUGGAGCGUUUACUUUUCCGGCCAAAGCACAUUCAUGCAACCCGGGUUUUAAUUUUAACUCCUGCUCGGGAGCUCGCUGUUCAGGUUCAUAGUAUGAUAGAGAAGCUUUCUCAAUUCACUGAUAUAAGGUGCUGUCUUGUUGUUGGAGGGCUUUCAUCUAAGGUUCAAGAGGCUGCUCUAAGAUCUAUGCCUGACAUUGUUGUAGCAACUCCAGGGCGCAUUAUAGAUCAUUUGAGGAAUUCCCAGUCGGUUGGUCUAGAAGAUCUUGCCGUUCUAAUCCUUGAUGAGGCGGAUCGUCUUCUGGAACUAGGUUUUAGUGGUGAAAUUCAAGAAUUGAUUCGCUUAUGCCCGAAGAGGAGACAAACAAUGCUUUUUUCGGCUACUAUGACUGAAGAAGUUGAUCAACUUGUCAUUCUCUCACUUAAUAAGCCUGUGCGUUUACAGGCUGAUCCCUCAACAAAAAGACCAGCGACAUUGACAGAGGAAAUAGUUAGGAUAAGGCGAAUACGUGAAGCAAACCAGGAGGCUGUUCUACUUGCACUAUGUUCCAAGACCUUCACAGAGAAGGUGAUUGUUUUCAGUGGAACUAAGCAGGCAGCUCAUCGACUAAAGAUAAUAUUCGGGUUAGCUGGUUUGAAAGCUGCAGAGCUUCAUGGUAAUCUUACCCAAGUUCAGCGUCUUGAUGCUUUGGAGCUUUUUAGGAAGCAGCAAGUUGAUUUUCUUAUUGCAACUGAUGUUGCUGCUCGUGGACUGGACAUUGUUGGUGUUCAAACAGUUAUAAGUUUUGCAUGUCCACGUGAUAUCACAAGCUAUGUUCAUCGUGUUGGACGAACUGCGAGAGCCGGCAGGGAAGGAUAUGCUGUUACUUUUGUCACUGAUAAUGAUCGCUCACUCUUAAAGGCCAUUGCAAAAAGGGCAGGCUCAAAACUGAAAAGUCGAAUUGUUGCAGAUCAACCUAUUACUGAGUGGAGUCGUUUUAUUGAAGAAAAUGAAGAUCAAAUUUCUUCAAUUUUUCGGGAAGAGAGGGAGGAAAGAGCAUUGAGAAAAGUCGAAAUGGAAGCAACAAAGGUAGAGAACAUGAUCAAGCACAAGGAGGAUAUAUACUCACGCCCAAAAAAAACCUGGUUUGUUAAUGAGAAAGAGAAAAAACUCCUUGCAAAGGCUUCAAAAGAAUUUGUGAACAAAGGUCAAAAUGGCUCUCAUGGGGUGAUGAGUGCGCAGCAGGCAGAAGAAAUGAAAUUGAAAGAAAAAAGAAGAAGGGAACGUGAGAAAAAUCUGCCCCGUAAAAAACGCCGAAGAUUGGAAGCUACUAGGGAAAUGCUAGAAGAUGAAGAAUCCAAGAAUCCGGAACAGUUAGGUGGAAGUGGUAAGAAAGGGAAAACGGGACAGUCAGUAGUUGAACUAGCUUAUAGACGAGCUAAAUCAAUGAAAGCUGGUAAGGGCUUGAGAAAUUCUAAUAAGAGGACAAAAAAACCUGAACAAAAUCAGCACAGGAAAGAAGAGAUGCUUGAACUAUUCCAGAAUGAAAUCAGUGAAAGAAAGCCAACGCAUGGGAAAAGUCGUAAUGUUUCUGGAAGGACGAAACCCAAGAGCUCCUUCAAGAGCAAAUCGAGGUAUAAACGUAGAAAGUAGUCUUCUAAAGGACUUGCUGUGCAAGUUUAUGAGGGAUAGGUGCCUUGCAAAAAUGUCAGAAUUGAUUACAUUUGGAGCUGUAAGCUGUCCUAGGAAAUCUUCUCUAAUUUAGUAUAUUUUGUAAAUUUGCAGAAUACGGUUAACACAUUCUGCAUUGCAUAUGUAGAUUUCAUUUGUGAUAUUUUAGAUCUCUGUAUUGGAAAAAAAUUAUUUCAGUUCGGAUCCUGGACGGCGUCCGGAAACCAAUCAAAAUGUGACACUUUUUUUUUUUGCUCGGUA
This is a messenger RNA of Dendrobium catenatum, 2893 nucleotides long. Its product is annotated as DEAD-box ATP-dependent RNA helicase 28. The record is from RefSeq and is a predicted model, not a curated record. The transcript has 20 exons. The coding region runs from base 314 to 2614 and encodes 766 amino acids. Lineage: Eukaryota; Viridiplantae; Streptophyta; Magnoliopsida; Asparagales; Orchidaceae. Gene Ontology annotation, molecular function: ATP binding; RNA helicase activity; nucleic acid binding.